AUGUUCUAAACAACUAGCAGCAUUAAUUCUUAGCAGUCUCCAAAUAGAUUUAAGUUCAAAUCCAAAGUGAGUUUUUUUAAUGACAAUAUGAUGCCAGCAAUGACCACUAAAAUUACUUUAUAAUACAAGGAAUUUUUAAGAAAUAUGAUCUCUAGUAUUCAAGAGAAGACCUCCUUUGUGAAUUUUCUUGAGUUUGAUUAACUUAAGUCAUAACAAAUAGGAGUAUCCAUUUAAAGUUGUUAUAAUCCAAAAUUUAAGAGUACAGGUGUAGAUGAAACCAAGGAAGCAUUUUAAGAUCUGCUUGAUGAAAUAAAAUAAACAAUCAAUAGAAAGUAUCCAUUCAUAAAAGUAUUCCGAUAACAAAUAAGUCAUCCUGAUCACUACUUAUAAAUCCAACUCUAUCAACCUGAAGUGCAUUCAGUUGUGUUGUAUUCUAGGUAAUAUUCAAAAGAGCAAAUCUCACCUAAAUUGAUAGCCGAUUUGGUAUGGCUCCAUCUUAGAAAAUUUAAUUUAACAGUCAAUGUUGAUUGUCCAAUCAAAAAUGUGGUUCCUGUUAGUGAAGAAGGAUAGUAAAGAAAUAUUUUAGAGGGACUUUAAGUGACUGUCCGUUAGAGAGAAGCUCCUACAUUAUAAUCAGCAUAAACUCCUACAAAAUAAAUUGUCAUAAGAACUUCGUUUUGUUAAUAAGGCAGUGCUUAAAAAAGUGCUUCUAAAUUAGAUAUUUACAAGAGCACAGAAAAUAUAAGAGAUAUGGAGAAAUCAGUAAGAGUUUAUUUUUCACCUACUAAAUCCUAAGCAUGGAUGACUCAAACCAACAUCUCUUAAAUUGAUUUGUCAGGAUAAAAACAGAGAGCCUAAUCACCAGAGAAAAAGUUUACUGUGAAAUUGUUCAGUUAAACAGUUCCACUUAGUUGUUUUGAUGAAGCCAAAUUUAUAGAUUUAGUUUAAUAAGUCAAUGCAUAUGAAAUAGAAAUUACUGGAAAUUGUAUUCAAACUAUGAAAACUCAGCUAAAUGUUGAUGAGCUCCUCGAUGAUAAUACAGAUACUGUUUAUGUUUCAACCAGAGUAGAAAGAAAUGAUGUUAUCAAAUGUAUUGUUAAAGCUCCAGAAGAUGCUACUGUCAAUGUGACUAAGAAUAUUACUGAGACAUUGACUUUUGACAGCAAUGAAUAAGCAUUUGUAUUUUACGGAAGAGACAAAUAAGAAUAUGUCAUUGAUGUGAGUAAAAAAGAUUGCUUUUCUUAAAAGAGAACAGUAUUUUUACAGGGGAAUACUGAUGUGAAAAUAGAAUUUGACUUGGUUAGUUGUGUUGAAACUACCUUGUAAUUUAGAGCAUAUAAUAUUCUCUUAAGAGGUGGACAACACAAAGAUAUUGAGAAUUGCAGACUAGAAAUAUUUUAAUCUGAUUAAACAGAUCAAGAACCACUUAUUGGUAUGACCAAUGACUAAGGGUAAUUUAGUUGUCCAGGAUUGAUGUUUAAAUAAGUGAGAGUUCAUGCAUAAAGAAAAGGGUUCUUGUAAGUAUCAUAUGAUUUUGAUGUGCUUGCUAAUUCUACAGGGUAGUUACUCAAUAUUCCUAUGAUUCCAGACUAUUAUAGUCUUAUCAAUCAAUAUCAUAUAUUGAUAUAUGUUCCAAAUAAGAAUAACUUUUAAUUAGACUUUGCACUUGUUUGUCCAGAUGGUACAAAGAUAGAUUCCAAAAACAGAUAGCAUAAUGUGAUGAAGUCAAAAUUAGAAAUAAAUAGAAUUAAUUAGUAGACAAUGUUAUGGAACUUUUCUGUUCAUGUUUAAUCACUGGAUCCAUUUUUACCUGAUAAUUGCUUUUAGUUCUUCAUUAAUAAUCAAAAGCCAAAGCGUACUCUACUUUGUUAAGAACCAUUAUCUCCACAAUGCAAAGAAAAUGGAGUAAGUAGUGCAGCAAAGGCAUCUUGUUUUAAGACUGUUAAUUUGAAUGAGAUGUUCUUAAAGACGAGAGUAAUGUAAACAGAAAUUAAGACAUUUGUGAGAUAGGAGAGUGAUGUAAUAGCAUAAAAGAUCAACAAUUAUUGUGCAGAGGAAUCUGUUAGAAUAUUUGUUACUUUUGGACACAAAGUAUUGGAGACAUUCAUGAUAUAAAGCAAUUUGUUGAUGCAUAAUGAGAAAUGCUUUGGAGUGAUUGAUUUGGAUAAGAGGAAGUUCAUCAGAGACAAUGAAGUGAGUCAACAGAAUAUAAAACGAAAUCUAUCUAAGAUGCCAACAUUCAAGAAGGACUUAAAGGGAGGGAAUGAGGAUCGAACGAUGACCACAAUUUUAUAACAUAUCACAAAUCAAAGGUUUUAGGAGUGA
This is a messenger RNA of Paramecium tetraurelia, 2325 nucleotides long. RefSeq lists its product as uncharacterized. The record is from RefSeq and is a predicted model, not a curated record. The transcript is spliced from 5 exons. NCBI's taxonomy places the organism in Eukaryota, Ciliophora, Oligohymenophorea, Peniculida, Parameciidae.